AUGGAACGAUCGGAUAUUGGAAGCAUUGGUUGCGCAGCCGCCAAAUGUCCAGAAUCGGAAGGCACGGUCGAGAUUAGUGUGGCGUGCUUUUACGGCAAAAUCUCCGACUACUCUGAGAAGCAUUCACCUGCAACAACGUCUACAACACCUAGUGAGGAGGAAGAGGAGGAAAAAUCGACGAGCGAACUUUCUACUGAACCCGAAGAGUUCGCUACAUCGACGACCGACCUUACCACACAAAAGGAUUACGAAGUACUGACGAACAUACCCAGAAUAGAUCAGCCAGUGUAA
Messenger RNA from Angiostrongylus costaricensis, 291 nucleotides. Lineage: Eukaryota; Metazoa; Nematoda; Chromadorea; Rhabditida; Metastrongylidae. The record is from the annotation of a GenBank genome assembly.